Molecule: messenger RNA, 4278 nt
Organism: Cryptotermes secundus
Lineage: Eukaryota; Metazoa; Arthropoda; Insecta; Blattodea; Kalotermitidae
Exons: 3
Coding region: 280-2511 (743 amino acids)
Source: RefSeq, a predicted model, not a curated record
CAAGGUCACAAUUUCACAAGCCUUAAGAAGGUUUUCAGCCAUAUUGCCAGCAUCAGAAGAUCAGAAGUUCCAAGGAGUAGGUCAGCAUCAUUGGCGGCUGGAUCAAUCUGAAGCACGAAACCACCAAGGGUGUCAUCUGUAUCACUAUUAUGAAGAGAGUCCCAAGAGUCGUAAAGUAGCCAGGUUACGAAAAACUGAAUUUAACGUAUAGGGAAUUUCAAACAGUAGAACUCCGUCUGUUCGGUAAAUAUUUGUGUUGCUUAAUUAUCAAAAGUCAAGAUGUCUGUGGACUGGAAUUCUCAUGAGAUGUCUGUCUGGAAACAAAAAGCAAGAAAUGAGCAGCAAGCUUAUUUUAAUUUGCCUGUUGCUCAUCAAUGGGCAAAUUAUGGACAAUCAGAUUAUAAUAAUCUUAGAAGAAACAUUGGAUUUGCUAUGUUUGGUUUGCCAAGAGAAGAACCAAACAAGAUCUGUGAUUACACGGGAUAUAACAAGAAAGAGCUGUCCUGUAUAAAUACAGUUUUUGAUGUUAUCAAGAAUUAUAAGCAAGAAUACAAAAACAAAGAGGUCAUUUGUGUGCGUUUUAUUUUUGUUUAUGCAAAAAUAGGAGAUAAUGAUGCAGAAUUCUAUGUAAUAGGUGUUCGUAAAUAUGUUUCACGUUUUCGCAUUGAAAACAUUUUUAUUGAUUCUUGUGCCCGAGUGUACAAGAAUUGGCAAGAUUACUUGAAGAACAAUAAACUACCUGAAUGUGCACUUUGCUAUCCAAGGAAUGGCAUGUAUUCUGCAGUGAAUGGACAAGUGCAAGUUGAAUUUGGAAUUUCACCAGCUGGCGAGAUCAGUAGCAAGGUUCUGCAAGGCUUAGACAUAACAGGAGGAGUGCUUGGAUUAGGUGCUUCAGGGAUUGCAGUUGCAUCAUUAUUUAUGCCUGUGGCAUUUCCAUUCAUUUUAGGUGCAGGAGUAAUCUGCGCAUCAGCUGCCUUGUAUUCCAGUGGACGUAGCAUAGAAACUCUCGUGGAUCGUAGUCAGCAUCAUCAGAGCAUUGGUCUGGAUAAUUCCGAAUCCCGUAACUGUUGGUUGGGUAUUGCAGGUGGCACAACGGCUUUGGCUUCAGGAUGUGCCGUUGCAGCGGCCAGUAGAAUGGUUCAGGCAGGUGAGACAAUUUCUGUGGCAGGACAGAUCGCUCUGAAAUCAGCAACAACCAUGUCCUCUAUUCAAAAUGCUCUGGGAGUAGUGAAUGGACUGACUCACAUUAUUGAGAAAGCGGUCAAUGAGGAAGAAGUGACAUCUUUGGAUGUAUUCCAGUUUAUGUCCUCUGUUCUCUUCUUUACAAAUUCUGUUAUUUCCGCACAUCAGGCACGUUGCCUAAUAAGGAGCAUUCAAAGAAAUGGUACAGAAGGAUCUGUUACUAUCCGUGGAGUUAUCACUAAUUAUUUCAUUGGGCGUACACCCACAUUAGUCUCGCAAGCUGUGCAAGAGACACUGCUUAGUAUCUGGAUAUGGGUAAGGAAAGAAUUGAGUGCCAUUACCAGUAGGCUACUGAAAGGGCUUGUGGCUCUAAAGAUGUAUGUAACGGAAGUUUCAGCUCUUUUGCAGACUUUGUGGGAAAAAUGGAAUGAAGAAAUAUAUGUUGUUCUUGGUAUGAUAUGCCAACAAUAUGGCGUAAAGAAUUGGUCAGAUAUUAUAGUGAAAGGUCGCAGAAUUCUGGAGCAUAUUUCUAAGGAUGAUAUGAGAAAAUUAUGUGACACUGUAAUUGCUGAAACAAGAUCACAGGGAAACUGGGAAACUGCAGUACGACCACCUGAACAAAACCGGGUGACUUCUGAAGGAAAUGAUAUCGGGGCAAACACCAUUGUUCAUGAAGAGCCACAAACUACUUUAGCUCGUGAAAUAAUUAAGAUUCAUGCAAAGUCUGUAGAUUUUCAAGAGGUCGAAACUGCAGCAGAGUUCUUUAAGUACAUGAAGUUUAUCUGCAAAUUUGUGAAAAAUGAAUUUGAAAAGGAAAAGUUGAAAUAUGAAGAAACGUUGAAAAUUGUACAAACAUUUUCUCCAGGUGUGAACAUAAAGGACUUUGAUGAAAAGUAUGGUAUUUUUGGAGACAGAAACAAUCAUUUCCGUCAGCAGGUGUUCAACAAAUUUAAACCUGGAGCACAGGAAGGUUGGUUUUCGCUAAAGUUGGCCUAUGACUCACAGAAAGCUGUCACUUCAGCACAAGAAGAAUCAGGAGGGAAUUUCUUUGAAACUGAUGAAAGUACUCAUACAUUCCACCCUUUUGGAAAUAAGAAAGGAUUAGCCCAUGAUGGAAUGCUGAGUAAAGAGCAGUACUAUAAGAUUGCAGCAGAAUUAACAAAGCAGCAUGCUAAUAAAGAAAAUACGUCACUAACUGUGGAGGGUAAUACUGCAGUCAUGCUGGUUAAUAAGGGUGAAUUUGUCAUAACAGUAAAUAGCUACCUAGAGAAUAGAAAAGUUUCUGGCAUUGCUGUUAUGUUGCACCGUCCUCACGAUGGUGACAACUAGACCAUUCUGCUGAACUCCUAAAUUUCCUGCCUUUGUUUAUUUUUACUCAGCACUGAUAACAUUGUAGACCCUUCAACUUUAUCCAUUGUUUAGUUGGAAUAUUCAUGAAAACUGCUGUUAUUUUUCAAAUUCUUGGAACCCUGGUCUUACAGAAUAUUGUAUCUUCCAAGAUGAACAUCUCAUUAACAUUUAUCGCCAUAUAGAAUUUCUGACACACUUAAUGUGUUAUUCCAUAUCCUUACACCAAUACACUGAGUGGCAAAGUGGUUGUUGUUUAUAAUGAUGAUUGUGUUAAUAAGAAACUGUUUUUAACAGUAAGAGGUAUUAGGAAAUGUCCAGAACUCUCAGCUGCUAAUUUAGUAAAUUUUCAGUACUGUCAUACUAUUCAUGGAAAGCAAUGUUUUGCCACUGUACCUAAAUUUACCUUCUUUGGUUUUAAUCAGUUAACGUCGAACAAACAUCUGCAACUUAAAAUAUCUCAUUGCUUUGAAUUUUUCUGGUAAAGAUAUUUGCCAGGUUCAAUGCUAAAUUAUAACUGAAAAUGUUGCAUUUGAAGUUUACAGUGGUGACUGUGAAGAGCAUGAACAUCGGGGUUCAAUUAAUUAUUGUACUGGACCUACGCAAUGGAUUCCAUGGCAACCCGUGAGCCUCUUUUGGAUCUUCCUUUCAUGAAAGGUCCAAAAUCUUGGCACCCUUCAUGGCUGUUAGAAACUCUUUCCUGUUGGCACAGACUGUUCCACAGGCCCCAAUGCCAUUCUGUGCUAAGAUAUUCGAAAAGACCAAUGCUGGAAUAAAAAUUAUCCAUAUAUAUUAUGUGGCCUUUGUUUUUUAUAUCUUUCAUAAGUAUUCUUGCAACUUGUGCUGUCAAUAUAUGUGUGUUCUCUGGCUGGACCUGGAUCUGCUUCUUUGCCAGUAUAAACAGUAAAGCACAUCAUGUAUCCAGUAUUUCUGUAACACGAUUACCAAAUUUGUAUACCCUAUUUAGCAAUGGUUUUGCAGACAUAUAGUGCUUGAAAGACAAAUACUUUCAUCAGUUGACACCCCUGUGCUCUAUUCAGAAACAUCCAUGUAAGUAUCCUUGGUGAGGUUAAUUAUUGGGCACAUUUUGAAGAGAGCUUUAUAGAUCUCUCUUGCUUUGUAGCGCUACACAGCCAGAUCACUGAAAUGUAGAAAUAACUGUAGAAAUUGGUAUUUGUCUCUGCUAAAUAUUUCUGAAAAUCCAGGAGUUCUGAUUAGCUACUAUGUGCCCUGAAAGUAGUCUCAAGUGGGUUUCUGACAUAAUCCCACUUCCACAUCUGCCGCAUCAAGAACUCUCUUAUUUCAUGUGUUAUUUAUUUCCAUUGCCAGUCUCUUGACAUAAUUGAGUAGUUCACAGUGCUGCAUAAGCAUUCAUUUUCUUGGCUACCAGGCCAUAUAUUUCAAAGGGAGUGACUAAAUAAACAUUGAAAUGGUUAACAGCCCAGUUAGAGUCUCCUCAGGCUUUGUUUUCCAGCAGGAGGAGGCAUAGACUCUAAAUUUAUAUGCUUAACCAGUUUCACAACACAUGGGUUCAUUCCAGUAAUUCACUUUAUCAUUCGAAUCUCGUCGGUCACGUGUGUAAGUUCAAAUCCCACUUCUGACACCAGUGUAACGUGUUUCCGUUACUGAUCCCACUUCUGACACCAAUGUAACGUCUUUUGAGUUCGAAUCGUGUCAGUCACGUGUGUAAGUCCAAAUCCCACUUCUGACACCAAUGUAACGUGUUGGGUUACUGAAGACGCCGUAGAG